This is a messenger RNA of Clupea harengus (Atlantic herring), 6614 nucleotides long. It is a transcript of the gene kank2, whose product is annotated as KN motif and ankyrin repeat domains 2. Gene Ontology annotation, molecular function: protein binding. Gene Ontology annotation, cellular component: cytoplasm. The record is from RefSeq and is a predicted model, not a curated record. Gene Ontology annotation, biological process: negative regulation of intracellular estrogen receptor signaling pathway; negative regulation of cell population proliferation; negative regulation of vitamin D receptor signaling pathway. Lineage: Eukaryota; Metazoa; Chordata; Actinopteri; Clupeiformes; Clupeidae.
UUUGCCAAUUAAUUAAGAAUACAAUUUUGACAUUAUUUGAACGCUUUUGACGUUCUUAUAGACGAGUCUGCCGGUAGUUUUAUUGACCAUUCUCAAUAGGAUUAAAAAAAAAAAAAAACUUCCUUAAAGUUUAGUAUAGGUCCUACAUUUUCAAAUCUACCACAUGAGUUCAGUCGUAACUUCAAAUGAAAGUGGCCAGAUAUGUAAAGUGGCUUCGUAGCCACUAAUUAACGCGCAGCUCACAUGUGUAUGUAAAACCAUAUGUUUUGAGGGGUUCAGCAUGCGCUCUCUAUGUUGCCUUUCACAUGCAAUUAAUUUCCUGCGCCGGUGUGCCUCACUACGGAGUGUAAUGUUAGUCUGCCACGGCCAAAUCACUACCAUAUGGAUAGCUCAGUAUUUAUGGUGUGUGUGUUCCCAAACGUUCUCUCGGAUCUUUACAAUAAAUAGAUAGACGUCUGAAAUGCGCAUAGUCUACAGAAGACUGGGAAGAUCUGAAUUGGUCGUUAUGUGCGUUGAAUGAUACGACACUAUCCUCUAGGGGAGACGGUGACGUCAUGUUCCGGGAACGGCCGCUGGCCCACCCAAUAAAACGUGAAUGGAAAAGCAUGGCGAGUGAUUACUUACCUGCAAUGUCAAAUUUUUUGUGUUUUGGCACACGAAUCUCAAGUUUCCGGCAAUUGAAAGCAUUUUAUUUACAGCCCAUAUGUGUGCGCUGAUAGCCUAGAGGCUGUGUACUUACUAAGAUAGAGAGUGGUAAUUUGGGAGUCUCAAUGACACCUUAACAGUGGAAAAAUUCCAUCUAUGGACCCACCUGAGUAAAGUAUGUAAACUAUAGUUAGGGGAAUAACAUAUACGUAAUUCUCUUCUCAUCUCGGUGCAAGUGUGUGCUCCGUAUUGUUUUUGUUUCUUGAGGGAGACCCUGAAAUGAGCGGUCAAGAAAAAUGACUCUGGCUCUUUAAAUUAAGAGGGAGGGGGUCUUACUCACGGUUUGGCUGCGGUGUUUUUGUCUCGCUGUCAGUGAGAGCUGCUGGCCUUAGAUAUCAGAAGGGACCGCGAGGUGGGAGUAGGAGACACAGAUCACAGAAAUAGAAGAAGCCUGGAGAGGAGAGACUGGGGGAGGAGAGACCUUCCCGGCAGUGCUGUGAGGUGAACCGUGGGGUGAACGCGAGACUGCAGCCACGGGCGAAUCAUGGCUCAGGUGCUGCAUAUGGACCCCAGCUUCCCAGGGAAGCUCAACCCCCCUGCACCCCCUUCCUUGCACGGAAAGGAUGCGGAGGCCCCUUACUCUGUGGAGACGCCCUACGGCUACCGUCUGGACCUCGACUUCCUCAAGUACGUCAAUGACAUCGAGAAGGGCAACACAAUCAAGCGCGUGCCCGUCCAGCGGAGGCCCCGCUACGGCUCCCUGCCGCGCGGCUAUGGCUACACCGGCUCCUGGUGGACCUCCACCGAGUCGCUGUGCUCCAACACUAGCGUGGACAGCCGACACUCCUCCUUCUCCUACUGCGCACCGGGCUACCACCACCCCCACCACGCCUCCUCGGCUGCCGCCACCAUGCAGCGGCCCAGCUUCAGCGCGGCCCGCGUGGAGAGGACCCUGCUGGACGCCCGCCGCAAGCUGGAGGAAGAGAAGGAGAGCCGGCGCUUCUCCCACCUGGGCAGCAUGCACAGCAGCGUGGCCGGCUCCACCACUUCCCUCUCCAGCGCCCACAGCUACAACCGCUCCCAUGGUGGCGGAGGAGGAGGAGGAGGAGGAGGAGGAGGCGGCUCCUACACGCCAAUGAGCUCGGGGCUCUCCACGCCGGUGUCCCCGACGCCGGCACACCUGCAGCACGUGCGCGAGCAGAUGGCGUCGGCCCUGCGUAAGAUCCGCGAGCUGGAGGAGCAGGUGAAGACCAUCCCCGUGCUGCAGGUGAAGAUCUCCGUGCUGCAGGAGGAGAAGAGGCAGCUGAGCGUGCAGCUCAAGAGCCAGAAGUUCCUGGGCCACACGCUGGGCUUCGGCGGCGGCAGCAGCGGUGGGCGAGGGAGGCCCCGCGGCGAGCUCUACAUCGACAUCCCUGAGGAGGAUACCACAACGGCGGCAGGGACUAAGGCGACAGCGACCGGCGUCACAGCAGGCGCCGACAGGGCGAGCGGGGGGCUGUCACCCACUCCGCAAGCCGACGGCUCCCGGCAGGACUCCGGCUGCGAGAUCGAGGACACGGUGAUUGUUGGCGGGGCGCGACCCGGCGCACGCAAAGAGGUGCGAACCAUCGGGGUGGGGCCAGAGGAGAAAGAGGGGGAGAGGGAGAGGUGCUACCGGCAGGUGGGUGUCGGUGUGCGGGAGCAGGACCUAGGGCUGCUGCCCGAGACCGAGUCCCUUAAGACCCAGGUGAGUCGGCUGGAGGCGCAACUGAAGAGAGCGAUGCAGGAGAUCCAGAGCUCCCAGGAGCAGGUGGAGACUGCCCAGAGGGAGAGGGAGAGGCAGGCCCAGCUCCAGCGCCAGCCCCAGGCCGAGCACCCGGUCAAGGCCACCAGCCUGGGCUGGCAGGAGCAGCAGCAGCAGGGUGGCGGCAGAUUGACGGGGUCCAGCCUGCAGACGGUGGUCAGCUUCACCCAGCAGCCCCAACAACGCGAGCAGAGGACCGUGGGCAUCCAGGUGUAUACGCUGGAGCAGCCCAUGCUGGUGAGGGCGCAGGGGGGCCCCUCCAUUGCCAGCGCGCCCUCUGGAACCGUCCUGGAGGGGCCACUCAGGGGCCAGGCGGAGGCUCUCAGCCCAGAGGAAGGGCCCCGAGAGCUGCCCAUCGCAAUCAGCUCCAAGCAAGUGAGAGAGGUCCUUCUGAAGAGCGAGGUGUCCUCCUCAGUGCCUGUCACCAGCCCUGUGGCUGUCAUGGAGACCAAGUGCCAUCAGGUUACCCCCUUGAAUCAGGGGUCCAAUGAAGAAGAGGCUUGUCAGCACACAACUGUGGAGGUUCUCCAGGCGGAGGAGUCUACUAAGCCAGCCUCUCCCCAGUCCACUCUGAGAUCUAUUAUGAAGCGGAAAGCAGACGGGGAGCCUGGCUCUCCCACCACUAAGAAGAAUCUACAGUUUAUCGGGGUGAAUGGAGGGUAUGAAUCCACAUCCUCGGAGGAGAGCAGUAGCGAGAGCUCAGAAGAUGAGAGCGACACGAGUGAAUACCACGAGGCCCCUGAGAAGCUUCCGGAGUCUGGAGCCCGACCGCCUCACCCUGAGGCCACCGGUCCGCCUGUGACUGCAGCUGCCCAAGAGCCUCCCUUCCCAGAGCCCCCGCAACAGCUCAGCACUGCCCAGCCAACGGCCAAUGAGCCACCGGUUCCUCAAAGCACUAGCCAAUCACCUGUCACGGAUGCAAGCCUUCAACAGACUGUUAGCCUAUCACCAGCCACUGCUGUGGCCACAGGGCACUGUGCCACUCAGAUUGUAGCCACAGCCUCUGUGCCACCUCUAGCCAGUGGCAGCUCCUCUGGGCAGGGAGAUGCCAGCCCUCAGCAGACUGCCAGCCAUGGGUUGGUCCCCGACACCCAACGGCCCGCUGUCCAACCAGCUUCCACUUCUCCACCUGCCUCGGAACAGACUGCUCCCCAAGCCAAACCCACUGACUCUAGUGCUACCCAGUCAGAUGCCCAAGAGCUCACGACUCAAACCACUUCCCCCACCCCCCAGCAGCAAGCUAGCCAAUCAAAAACCACUGACCUUACUCCUCAGCAGGGAGCCAGCAAAUCACCAGCCACAGAUUCCAGCUCCCAGCAACAUACAAGUCAAUCCACAGCCACAGAACCAGCAACUGGGAAUGUAUGCUCUGCAUCGUCAGCCAAUCAGGAAAGCAAACUGGAACUUAGUGAGAGCCUGAUAACAGCACUUCAUACCCUUCAGAAAGCUCUUGGUGAACCGAAUGCAUUCAGCCAGCAGGAGGCGCGGACAGCCUACACUACGGUACUUCAGGAGUGGCUGCGUGUGUCGUGUCAUAAAGGCGCAGACACAGCGGUAGUUAGGGCCUACAUGGACGCCUUCGCCUCCGUCUCUCCCCAGCUGCUGGAGUUUGUCGUCAACAUGGCCGACGGAAACGGCAACACUGCCCUGCACUACACUGUCUCUCACUCCAACUUCCCUGUGGUCAAACUACUGCUGGACACUGGCCUGUGUAAUGCAGACAAGCAGAACAAGGCCGGCUACACAGCCAUCAUGCUGACCGCUUUGGCUGCCUUCAGCUCCGACAGCGACCUGCAGACCGUCCUCCAGCUGCUGCGAACAGGGGAUGUCAAUGCCAAAGCCAGCCAGGCGGGUCAGACGGCUCUCAUGCUGGCGGUGAGCCACGGUCGUGGGGACAUGGUGCGGGCGCUGCUCUCCUGUGGUGCCCAGGUCAAUCUCCGUGACGACGACGGCUCCACGGCGCUCAUGUGCGCGUGUGAGCACGGCCAUGUGGACAUCGUACGGCAGCUGCUUUCGGUGCCCGGCUGUGACGCAACACUGACUGAUAACGAUGGCAGCACAGCUCUCUCCAUUGCACUAGAGGCCAGUCAGAAUGACAUCGCUGUGCUUCUUUAUGCACACCUCAACUUUGCAAAGCCUCCGUCCCCUGUGUCACCAAAGUCCCCACUGUUGGGCUCUUCUCCCCCUACUGGUGAAAUGAAGUAAUGACAGAAGAGAAUGGAUUUAGUGUAUUGAACACAACUUCCACCACCAUUUCCUCAUGCAUUCCACCAUAAUCCUGUGCGUGUGUGUGUACGCACACGUGCAUUUGAGUAUGUGUGCGUGUGUGUGUGUGUGUGUGUGUGUGUGCAUACCCCUGUGUCUCUAUGUGCAAUUUUGAAUACCCGCAUUUCUCAUAUGUGUGUCCGUGUGCGCAAAUCGAUAUAGUAUGUGUGAUAUUGUGUUGUCUAUAGGACGUAUAUAAUGGAAAUGCGCGCACAUAUGCAACAAAGCACUUGACACAACACACAUAAGUCUUUUGGAGACACGUAUUUGUUUUGUCUGUGGUGACAAUAUCAAGGUGAGCUCUCUCAGAUUUGUCGUUUUGCUUGGACAGAAUAUGGGCUGAGUCAUUAGGUUGUGUUUGUUUGCAGUGGCAAUAACAUGAUGGAAUCUAUUCUCACAGGCUAUUCAGCGAUAUCAGUACACACAUUCAUACCUGUUUCACGUCCAUAUCAGUGGAGUAAAGCAGGAGGCUUUUAAUAAGCAUUAGACAUUACACAUACGCUGUUGUAGUCCAUGUUUCAUUUGUAAAAUCUUUAACUUGUAUCAACCAAUAUGUUUAAUUGAGCGUUUUUCAGUCACGCGGAUUCUGUUGCAUACGAACGCAUCAGUUGUUUCACUGUACUGUCAGGGAGUUUCUGUUUAGGUGUCGAAACAGACAUCAAAGUGUCCUUUUGAAAUGCAACUGCCUUGAGAGUACUCGGUGGCACCCCAGCAUCCAGAACUACUCAGACAAACAAACAGAUAACAAGCCAUUUCAGCACAAUUACAAUAUGUCUACAGAAAGGACCUUUAUUUUUAAUGCUUUGUUUGUACUAUUUUGAUAGCAUUUUUAAGCCAUUUUGAAAAAGUUACAGUUUUAACAAGAACAACACUUCUCAAGUCCUCUCCGUUCAUACUGAAUUGCAGUACACUAUGCUUUUAUUGAAUAGCAACCUCAAGGAACUGCCUUAGUGUGUUGUCAUAACAGCGAUCCCUCUGCAAAAAUGGCUGAACCAGACAGGUAGUCAGAAUCAUAGAGUGUAUAUAAAAGUCCUCUUUUUUCCAAUCAUUGUUUAGUAUCUAACUCUCACAAGUUCCCUGGAUACGAUGGUAAUAUACCUAGAAAAUUGGCUUUCCCAAUAUUGAUGUGGUGUUUGAAUUUCUGAUCAAAAAUGGAAUGUGAUAGAUUGAAAAAGUAAAAAAAUAAAUGUAAAAGUUAAUCCUGGGAUACCAGAUACCAGAAGUGACUUCAAGUUCAUUGGUCAAUGACAAAUCCGUAAUAAUCCAUUAAGGUACUAGAGUAUGAGGAAGAGCGGUUGAUAUGAGGCUUUUAGCGGUUUGACUUUGAUAUGGAUGGUGAUCUUGGGUCGGGCCAAGGUGGUGUCAUUGUUUGGUACUGAGGUCUUUUCUGGGCCCUCCAUAUCUUUUGGCAGCUCAGUGGUCAUCCAUGAUGAGAGAUGUUCUGGAACCAGAAAGUGGAAUCAAAGCUAAAAAAAUAAUCUAUGAAGUAUGUGAUGAGUACGAAGGAGUGAAGUAUACCCAAAACAUUUAGUUAAUAUAUGUCAUCAGACUUUAGGAAGAAAAUGGGUGAAUCAAACAUUAGAGAAUUAUUUCAGUAUGCAAAAAGACAUAAUUGGAUUUUUCUGGUAACUGAGAUUUAGAGACAUGCGUAGCAGAGAAAGGAAAAUUGUGUCUAGGUUUUUUGUUAACACUCCUAGAUUUUUUCACAUACCUUUAUAUUUUGGACUAAUUGGAUUUUUUUCUAUAUUUUUUUUCUACAUGUUUUCUGUAUUUGCCUUUAUAUCUUUAUAUUAGUAAUAUCUCUUCACGGCUCUGUAUGUCUGUAUAAGUCAUAUUUGCCUUGUUCUAUACCCGUACGUACUCACUUUUUACAUUUUGUUUGGAUUUUAUGUUUUUUGAAAAUAAACCUAGACCUUUACAA